AUGGCCAUGACCGCCGACCCAGCGUCCACCGAUGCCACCAAAUCUCCGCAACCCGUGACCCUGCGAACUACGACGGCCCUCCCUUCACGCAGCCCGAUCCCGCUGUCCGCGUCGCAGGAAACACAGGUGCAGCAGUUAUAUUACAAGCGGGUGCGGGCGAUCUGUCGGACGGAGAUCCACGACUUCGCCGCAUGCGCCCUGAACCGCACCAUUUCCGCCACCUGGGCCUGCCGUGACCAACGCAUCGCGAUGAACGCGUGCCUCGUCGACCACUCGACGCAGGAGCAGCGCGACCUGGCGCGCGAAGAGUGGUUCGCGACGAUGGAGGAUCGGCGGCGGGAGCGGGAGGAACAG
Eremomyces bilateralis CBS 781.70 is the source of this 354-nucleotide messenger RNA. RefSeq lists its product as uncharacterized. The transcript is spliced from 2 exons. The record is from RefSeq and is a predicted model, not a curated record. Gene Ontology annotation, cellular component: mitochondrion. Lineage: Eukaryota; Fungi; Ascomycota; Dothideomycetes; Eremomycetales; Eremomycetaceae. The annotation marks the transcript as partial.